AACAUUCACUCCGUCAGCACAGAGCAGAGUUUUAACCCAGCCUCCAUGGUACAAAGCUCCACAUCAUUGGAGACCGUUACUCACAUGUAAGAAGAGAGACUGAGAGGCAGGGCACUGUAGUGAAUCAGAAACACAGCAAGAGAGACAGAGAAAGAGAACGAGAGCAGUACUGGAAAAGACAGAGAGACCGAUAGAGGCAAAGGCAUGUCCAGAAUCUGACUCACGAACAGGACUCGGAGAACUGAAAAGCUUAAGGGGUGAAGAGUUGUUUGCAGAAAAAGACGACACCAAUCAGCCACUAUGCAGAGAAUCCAUGUCGGCCUUCUCUCACUGGCACCCUUAAUAACAGCCCUCCUGAUCCUCCUGCUGUGUUCAGCUGGUUCUGGUCUUGAACUGAACCCCAGCACGAAAGAAUUAAUCCUGCUCGCUAAUACCUCUAUCUCCAUUACCUGUUCUGGCUGGGCGCCUGUCUCCUGGCACUACAAAAGAGAUGAGAGGGAACAUCAGAUCAGAACAGAGAACCGAUCACGCACCUCGAGCGUUCUCCACCUGGCGAAUGUGACAUGGAGAGACACAGGAGUGUAUGUGUGCUCUGAGAAUGGUUCAGCGGAAAGCAGAGAGGUGACUGUCUAUGUGCCUGACCCAGACAACUGGUUUUUGGAGAACGACUUUCAUGCAAUCACUAAAACACGCGAUGAAGGGACAGUACCAUGUCUGGUGACAGACCCAAAAAUAAAUGUAACACUCUUUGAAAAAGAGAGUGGGAGCCAAGUGGCAGGCAAAUAUUCACCGACGAGUGGCUUCACAGGAAUACUGGAAGACAAGAUUUACAAAUGCAGAGGAGAAUUGAAUGGAGAGGAAAAGUGGACAGAAUCAUUUUAUGUCUUCAGUAUCAUUGUUCCUGAGGCACUGGACACCCACAUCAAUGCUUCUAAGACGGUGCUGAAACAAGGCGAGCCGCUCAGCGUCAACUGCACGGCCCACGGAGUUGAGCUUGUCUUCUUCUCCUGGGACUUCCCGAACAAAGAUGAUGGAGAUGUGGAAAUCUUGACAGACAUAAUCUCAGCGACCAUGAGCAUGCGCUCGUUCCUGAACAUUUCCCAGACCACUCUGGCGCACACUGGACAAUACAUAUGCCAUGUUCAAGAGAGCGUGGGCAACCAACGUGCAUCUAUUAGUAUCGACAUCACUGUGUUGGAGAGAGGCUUUGUCAAGCUGAGCUCAUUUCUAAACCCCAAUGUCUCAGCAUUACCACAUGAGAAUGUGGAGCUGAGAGUGGAGAUAGAAGCCUACCCCAAGCCUCACAUCCGCUGGAGCAAGGAUGGAGCCACGAUCAACGGAGACAAGGUCAUCAGCAUGAGACAGGAACAGGAAACCAGGUACAUCAGCACAUUAACGCUAGUGAGAGUCCGUCUAGAGCAGAAAGGAUAUUACACCAUUCAUGUUUCUAAUGAGGACGAUUCCAAAGAGAUGACCUUUGACCUAAUGGUUAAGGUUCCUCCUCAGAUCACCGAACUUUCAGAUCAUCACCUGCCGGAGAAGAAGCAUGCCGUCACCUGUGUGGCAGAGGGAGUCCCAUCUCCCACUAUUCGGUGGUUCAGCUGUGAAAGCAUUCACAAAUGCAGCAACAAAAGUGCUGUGUGGAGCCCUCUAGUGGCAGAUACAGAAAACAUUGACAUUGUGACUAACACCACCUAUAACGAGAGCCGCAAGAUCCACCAGGUGUACAGCCAGGUGAUGUUUCUCCAUCCUCAGCACAUCACUGUCCGGUGCCAAGCCGGAAACGAGAGAGGAGCUCGGGCACGAGACAUCAGGCUUGUAACAAACACUCUGUUCUCACAGGUGGCUGUUUUGGCUGCUGUUCUAGCACUGGUAGUCAUAGCCAUCAUUUUUAUUAUCAUCCUAAUCGCUGUGUGGAAGAAGAAGCCCCGUUAUGAGAUCAGAUGGAAGGUGAUUGAGUCUGUGAGUCAGGAUGGACAUGAGUACAUCUACGUGGACCCUGUUCAUCUUCCCUAUGACCUGGCCUGGGAGAUGCCUCGAGACAGUUUGGUCCUUGGUCGCACUCUGGGAUCAGGAGCAUUUGGCAGAGUGGUGGAGGCAACUGCAUAUGGACUCACCAAUUCCCAAUCUUCUACUAAAGUGGCUGUAAAAAUGCUCAAAUCGACUGCACGUAGGAGUGAGACUCAGGCUCUGAUGUCUGAGCUGAAAAUAAUGAGUCACUUGGGUCCACACCUCAACAUUGUCAACCUGCUGGGAGCCUGCACCAAACAAGGUCCUCUGUACCUGGUGACGGAAUUCUGUCGAUACGGAGACUUGGUGGACUACCUACACAGGAACAAGCAGAGCUUCCUGCAGAACUAUGCUAACAAUAGCCAGCUCAUUAAUGGCAGCAACAGCCACAUCAGCAUUGACUCUGGUGUGCCUUCUGGGAAAGGCUAUGUGUCAUUUGGCUCUGAGAGUGAUGGUGGUUAUAUGGAUAUGAGGAAAGAAGAUAUGACUGAAUACGUGGCAAUGCAAGAGCUGACAGACAACAUCAAAUAUGCUGAUAUCCAGCCAUCUCCAUAUGAGUCACCAUAUCAGCAGGACAUCUACCAGGAACAAGGUCACAGAGUAGACCUCUCACUGGUCAUUAGUGAUUCUCCCAUUCUGAGCUCUACUGAUCUGGUGGGCUUCAGCUUUCAGGUGGCCAAAGGCAUGGAGUUUCUGGCCUCCAAAAAUUGUGUUCAUCGUGACUUGGCGGCUAGAAAUGUCUUAAUAUGUGAGGGAAAACUAGUGAAAAUCUGUGAUUUUGGGCUGGCCAGAGACAUCAUGCAUGACAGCAAUUAUAUCUCCAAAGGCAGCACAUUCUUACCACUAAAGUGGAUGGCCCCAGAGAGCAUCUUCCAUAACCUCUGCACUACCCUCAGUGAUGUCUGGUCUUAUGGUAUUUUGCUGUGGGAGAUAUUUACUCUAGGAGGAACCCCAUACCCAGAUCUGCCUAUGAAUGAGCUCUUCUAUAAUGCUCUUAAGAGAGGCUACCGGAUGGCCAAACCUAUGCAUGCUUCAGAUAAAAUUUAUGAGGUCAUGAAGAAGUGCUGGGAAGAGAAGUUUGAGAAGAGGCCAGACUUCUCCUAUUUGGUGCAGGAGAUGGGGCACAUGCUUACCGAAGGCUAUAAAAAGCGAUACUCCCAGGUCAACGAGAGCUUUCAGAAGAGCGAUCACCCAGCUGUGGUACGAAGCAAGCCCAGGGUCCCCUCUCCAUUCCCAUGCACACUCCCUCCCACUUCCCCUUCCACCAUUUUCCCUCCAUCGUCCACACCUAACCGUUGCCUGGAGGCUGAUCAAGAUAUGGCACCUCCACUUUAUAACGGUUACAUCAUCCCUAUUCCUGACCCCAAGCCAGAGGAAGAGUGCCAGGAAGUCAGUAUGCCAACAGAAAUUCAUUCAAGCUCUGCAGGUUCUGAGGCAGAGACAGCAUCAUUGGAGGCUCCCAGUGCAGAACACGAGUUUGCUGAUCAACUGAAGGAACACUCCUUUACUCCUGAUGCAGAGGAGAGCUUUCUGUAACACCAUGUUGCUUCCUCUUACACUGGAGAAAAUCUGCUACUGACAUUCAAACAAAAA
Messenger RNA from Silurus meridionalis, 3603 nucleotides. RefSeq names its product platelet-derived growth factor receptor, beta polypeptide (gene pdgfrb). Gene Ontology annotation, molecular function: platelet-derived growth factor beta-receptor activity; ATP binding; platelet-derived growth factor binding. Gene Ontology annotation, cellular component: signaling receptor complex. The transcript has 23 exons. Lineage: Eukaryota; Metazoa; Chordata; Actinopteri; Siluriformes; Siluridae. The coding region runs from base 301 to 3546 and encodes 1081 amino acids. The record is from RefSeq and is a predicted model, not a curated record. Gene Ontology annotation, biological process: cell chemotaxis; cell surface receptor protein tyrosine kinase signaling pathway; angiogenesis.